Messenger RNA from Vitis riparia (riverbank grape), 2781 nucleotides. RefSeq names its product pentatricopeptide repeat-containing protein At5g02830, chloroplastic. The record is from RefSeq and is a predicted model, not a curated record. The coding region runs from base 80 to 2608 and encodes 842 amino acids. NCBI's taxonomy places the organism in Eukaryota, Viridiplantae, Streptophyta, Magnoliopsida, Vitales, Vitaceae. The transcript has 12 exons. Gene Ontology annotation, molecular function: protein binding.
GAAUCCAAUCCGCCCAAAAAGGCAACAUGUAAUAAAACCCGCUUCAGUGUACCAAAAGAAAAUUAACGGUUGGCCAAGGAUGAGAGACCUCGUCCUCCUUGGCUCCUCCAUAGUCCUUCCUCCAGACCCCAUACCUCCUCACCACCGCACCAAGCCGAAACCAAAACCCAAGCCCAAACCCUCACUCCUCACCUCCACUUCCGCCAGGCUCUCUCCACCCAUCUCUAGCCUCCGUUCUCGGCACCCUCUCCUCUCCAACCUCCGAUGGGACCUCAACAACUACUCUGACCUCGCCACCAAGCUUGUCCAAGACGGCCGGUUCGACGACUUCUCUACGAUGGCCGAGACCUUAAUUCUCUCGGGCGUCGAGCUGUCGCAGCUGGUAGAGCUUGUAUCGGCCGGAAUUUCCGGGCUUCUUCGGGAAGGGAGGGUUUAUUGUGUUGUUGAAGUUUUGAGGAAGGUUGACAAGCUAGGGAUUUGCCCAUUGGAGUUGUUUGAUGGAUCCACUCUAGAACUUCUUUCAAAAGAAUGUCGCCGCAUUCUCAAUUGCGGCCAAGUGGAGGAAGUGGUCGAGUUGAUAGAGAUUCUUGACGGUUUUCAUUUCCCAGUGAAAAAACUAUUGGAACCUCUUGACAUCAUUAAGAUCUGUGUCAACAAAAGAAACCCAAAUUUGGCUGUAAGGUAUGCAUGCAUUCAUCCUCAUGCACAUAUCCUAUUCUGUACCAUAAUUCAUGAAUUCGGAAAGAAAAGGGACUUGGGAUCUGCUUUGACAGCAUUUGAAGCAUCCAAGCAGAAGUUGAUUGGUCCUAAUAUGUAUUGCUAUCGCACAAUGAUUGAUGUUUGUGGUCUUUGCAGCCACUACCAAAAAUCUAGGUACAUUUAUGAGGAGUUACUUGCUCAGAAGAUCACCCCAAAUAUUUAUGUUUUCAACAGUCUCAUGAAUGUGAAUGUCCAUGAUUUGAGUUACACAUUCAAUGUCUACAAGAAUAUGCAAAAUCUAGGUGUCGCAGCAGAUAUGGCUUCUUAUAAUAUCCUUUUGAAGGCAUGCUGUGUUGCUGGAAGAGUUGAUUUGGCACAAGAAAUUUAUAAAGAGGUUCAAAAUUUGGAAUCAAAUGGAAUGCUGAAAUUGGAUGUUUUUACAUACAGCACAAUUAUUAAGGUCUUUGCAGAUGCUAAAUUGUGGCAAAUGGCACUGAAAAUCAAAGAAGAUAUGUUAUCAGCUGGUGUCAUUCCCAAUACGGUUACAUGGUCAGCAUUGAUCAGUUCAUGUGCCAAUGCAGGUAUCACAGAACAGGCCAUUCAAUUAUUUGAAGAGAUGCUUCUGGCUGGUUGUGAACCUAAUUCACAGUGUUACAACAUCCUUCUGCAUGCCUGUGUUGAGGCUUGCCAGUAUGACAGGGCUUUUCGUCUUUUCCAGUCCUGGAAAGAUAGUAGAUUCCAGGAGAUUUCUGGUGGUACUGGAAAUGGCAAUACAGUUGGUGUGGAGCUUAAACAUCAGAAUUGUAUUACUAGUAUGCCAAACUGCUUAUCUAAUUCACAUCAUUUGAGCUUUUCUAAGAGCUUUCCCUUUACCCCUACAACCACAACAUAUAAUAUUUUGAUGAAGGCCUGCGGGACUGAUUACUACAGGGCAAAAGCUUUAAUGGAUGAGAUGAAGACCGCAGGUCUUUCUCCUAACCAUAUAAGUUGGUCAAUUUUGAUGGACAUUUGUGGAGGCACGGGCAAUAUAGUGGGUGCUGUGAGGAUUUUGAAAACUAUGCGUGAGGCAGGAAUUAAACCAGAUGUUGUUGCAUAUACAACAGCUAUCAAGUACUGCGUGGAGAGUAAAAAUUUGAAGAUAGCGUUCUCAUUAUUUGCAGAAAUGAAACGAUAUCAGAUACAACCAAAUUUGGUGACCUAUAAUACACUUUUAAGAGCUCGAAGUAGAUAUGGUUCCUUACAUGAAGUACAACAGUGCCUGGCUAUAUAUCAGCAUAUGCGGAAAGCAGGGUACAAAUCCAAUGACUACUACCUCAAAGAACUAAUUGAGGAGUGGUGUGAAGGGGUGAUACAAGAUAACAAUCUGAAUCAAAGCAAGUUUAGUUCAGUCAACAGAGCUGACUGGGGGAGACCUCAAAGUUUGCUUCUUGAAAAAGUUGCUGCACACUUGCAAAAGAGUGUGGCUGAAAGCCUAGCAAUUGACCUUCAGGGCCUUACACAGGUUGAAGCUCGGAUUGUCGUCCUUGCAGUUCUUCGAAUGAUCAAGGAGAACUACAUACUAGGGCAUCCAAUAAAAGAUGACAUACUGAUUAUCUUGGGGAUUAAGAAAGUAGAUGCAAAUCUAGUCGAACAUGAAUCCCAAGUGAAAGGUGCAAUCAUUAAACUUCUGCAGGAUGAACUGGGGCUUGAGGUUGCUUUUGCAGGACCUAAAAUUGCACUUGAUAAACGUAUCAAUUUGGGAGGCCCUCCUGGUUCAGAUCCAGACUGGCAAGAAGCUUUAGGAAGGAAUAGGUUACCGACCGAGUUAGAAUCUUCUACCAGGAGACCUGCAGUUUUGCAAAGGUUUAAAGUCACAAGGAAAUCGUUAGAUCAUUGGUUACAGAGGAGAGUGGGUGCCACGAGGGGGUAACAAUUACCAUGUACCAAUGCUCAAUUUUGUAUAUGAUUUUAAUGUUCCUUUCCAAAGAAUGAUAAGCCACUGCAUUGUAAAUUUUUUUGUAUCAACAGAUGCCAUGUAUACAAAAACAUAAAGGCCAUCACCACAUGUCUGAAAAAUUAUAGAAUGCAAAUAGCUUUUACUCA